CCGCCGCUCCCGCUGGGCGCCCCGACGGGGUCCGGCCCGGGCGGCGGGGCCGCGGCGCCCACCAUGGGCAAAUCCAACAGCAAGUUGAAGCCCGAAGUUGUGGAGGAGCUGACCAGGAAGACGUACUUCACGGAGAAGGAGGUGCAGCAGUGGUACAAAGGCUUCAUCAAGGACUGUCCGAGCGGGCAGCUGGACGCCGCAGGCUUCCAGAAGAUCUACAAGCAGUUCUUCCCCUUCGGGGACCCCACCAAGUUCGCCACGUUCGUGUUCAACGUCUUCGACGAGAACAAGGAUGGGCGGAUUGAGUUCUCCGAGUUCAUCCAGGCGCUGUCGGUGACCUCGCGGGGGACGCUGGACGAGAAGCUGAGGUGGGCCUUCAAGCUCUACGACCUGGACAACGACGGCUACAUCACGAGGAACGAGAUGCUGGACAUCGUGGACGCCAUUUACCAGAUGGUGGGGAACACCGUGGAGCUCCCUGAGGAGGAAAACACCCCCGAGAAGAGGGUGGACCGGAUCUUCGCCAUGAUGGACAAGAACGCCGACGGGAAGCUGACGCUGCAGGAGUUCCAGGAAGGCUCCAAGGCCGACCCGUCCAUUGUGCAGGCCCUCUCGCUCUACGACGGGCUGGUGUAGGCCAGGGCGCCGGCUGGGAUGCCCAGGACCACUCACCUCCUCCCGUGCCAUGCGGCCACCGCAGCCCACCACCACCCACCUCCGUUCCACCAGCCCGUCUUGGCACCGCCGCCCUGCGGGGGGACCCUGCGCCCCG
Sorex fumeus (smoky shrew) is the source of this 772-nucleotide messenger RNA. It is a transcript of the gene NCS1, whose product is annotated as neuronal calcium sensor 1. NCBI's taxonomy places the organism in Eukaryota, Metazoa, Chordata, Mammalia, Eulipotyphla, Soricidae. Gene Ontology annotation, molecular function: calcium sensitive guanylate cyclase activator activity; calcium ion binding. The transcript has 9 exons. Bases 64 to 636 code for a protein of 190 amino acids. The record is from RefSeq and is a predicted model, not a curated record.